CACCAAGUUGCGAAAAUGGCGAAAAACCCAACAUUACCAUGGCCAUGGAACACUAACUCGUCCUUACUGGCGGAGUACCAGAAGUCUCCGCACAAAAUGUCGGCGGUGCCUUCAGGACUCAGACCCGAGAUAAAGGAUAAUUCAGAUGGGUCAAUCCGUGUGGAGUACAGCCCUGUGGCAGGGGGGCGUCACGAGGUUCAGAUGUGUUAUGAGGGAAACGCCGUAGAGGGCAGCCCUUUCUCAUGCCUUGUGGACAAGGUCGAUGGUGGAUAUGUGACCGCCUUCGGAGGCGGUUUGAUCGGCGGAAUGAGUGGACAAACGACCAACUUUACCAUCACCGCUAAGGCCGGAACCUUGAAGGACGUAUCGAUAGAAAUUGAUGGACCAACAAAGACUGACUUUAAGCGGAAGGAUAACUCCGAUAGGUGUGAUGUAUCUUUCAUGCCAAUGACACCUGGAUUAUACAACAUUAUAAUCAAAUACAAGGGAAAGGAGAUCAAAGGUUCACCCUUCCAGGCUAAAGUUUCAGGUGAGGGACGAAAACGCUCCCAGCUCUCACUUGCCAACAGCAGUGACUACUCCUUAGACGUGCUUGAGCCGGAGAUCGUAGAUUUAGCUGGUCAUCUGAAAACUCCCAGUAACGCCACAGAGCCAUGUAUCCUGAAGAAACUUGCCGAUGGACAUUUAGGUCUUGCCUCCUUCACACCCCGGCAGAAGGGUGAGUACAAAGUACAGGUGUUCAGGAAUGAGAAACACAUCAAAGGAAGUCCUUUUUCCGUCAAUGUUGGGGACACCGAGAUCGCUCACGCGUCAAAGGUCAAAGUCACUGGACCAACCACAGAAGCCCUUGCCAAUCAGACCAAUGUACUCAAAAUCGAUACCAGCACUGCCGGUUAUGGUGGACUUAGCAUGGUUAUUGAAGGUCCUCACAGGUCCGAGAUUGACUGUACUUCCUCCGAGAACCGCCAGUAUGAGAUACACUACAGUCCCCAUGAACCUGGUAUCUACAUCCUCAACAUCCGCUUCGCUGACGAACAUGUCACAGGAAGCCCGUUCUUGUUGAAUGUGGUUGGAGAUCCUUCUGGACGUAUCCGUGAAACGAUCACUAAGCAGAUGGAACAGGCGGAUCCGGUGAAAAAAGGAGACCAUUGUGAAUUCCUGUUGAAGAUUCCAGGUACCAACCCCUUCGACAUGGAAGCUUCUGUGACGGACGGAGACGGCUGUACCGAACUGUGCGAGAUUAUGGAUGAGGACGAUUUCCACUACAGGAUGAACUUCACUCCUCAGAUGACAGGAACUCACAUUCUCAGUAUCAAACACAAGGGCAUGCAUAUCUCAGGUAGUCCUUUCAUUUACUCCGUUGGACAGUUAUCGUCAGGCGGUAGUCACAAGGUACAAGUCGGAGGUCCAGGCGUUGAGCGAGGAGAGGUCGGCGUUAGUAAUGAUUUCAACAUUUAUACUCGCGAGGCUGGAGCCGGAGAGCUGUGUGUGUCUUUGGAAGGACCAUCAGACGCCAAAAUCAAACUAGAGGAAAGGCCCCAUGGGUUCUUAGGAAUCGCUUACUUCGUCAAAAAGCCAGGAAUGUACGGCAUCCACGUGAAGUUUAAUGACGAGCAUAUCCCCAAUUCUCCAUUUAUGGUGAACAUAGCGCCCGAUAGUGGUGCCACCCGCAAGGUCACAGUACAUGCUCUCAAGGACAGGGGACUGUCUGUGGACAAACCAGCAACCUUCACUGUCUCUUACAACGGAGCCACUGGGGCCAUCCAUUCCUGCGUUAGGACUCCCUCGGGCGCCCACGAGGACUGCUUCCUCCAAGAAAUGGAUACCGGUUUGUACGCAGUCCGGUUUAUCCCCAAGGAAAACGGUGUCCACUACGUGGAUGUGAAACUGAAUGAUCACCACAUCCCAGACAGCCCUUUCGCUCUGAUGGUUGGUUCCACAGCGGCAGAUCCCGCCAUGUUGCACGCGCAUGGAGAAGGCCUAGAGCACGGCAAAUGCAGCAUGAAGAAUAAGUUUGUGGUACGGACGGUCGGGUCCGGCUCUGGCUUCCUAGCUGUUUUCAUCGAUGGUCCUUCCAAGGCAGCUCUCAGCUGUAAGGAAGUUGACGAAGGUUACGAAUUUAGCUACUCUCCCUUCGCUCCAGGAAAAUACCUCAUCACCAUCAAGUACAGCAACAUCAACAUCGCCGGAAGUCCCUACGCUGCCGUCAUCACAGCGUCUGGGGGCUCAGGAUCCGGAAGGAAACCACUCCAAGUAAACGAACAGACGUCAAUGGUUGUGGAAACCAUGGAAAAGAAGCAUGGCGGUAAAUCAGUUAAGCGCAUGCGCGGAGAUGCCAGUAAAGUGACAGCAAGAGGUGCAGGUUUGAAGAAAAUUCGGACGAACACAGUACAGAGCUUCUCCAUCGACACCAAAGAAGCCGGUAGCGCCAUGUUGUUUGUCGCUAUGUGUGAUCCCAAAGGUAUUCCUGAACCCGAGCUCACCGUGAAGAAGAAUGGUCCUACGCAAUUCACGAUCAGUUAUAAAUGCCAUGAGAUCGGCGAACACACGCUCAUGGUGAAAUGGGGUGACGAAGAUAUUCCCGGAAGUCCUUUCAUCCUAUCAACAUAAACUCCAAUCAGAUAUAAUACUAUUUCUGUGCAAUAUUUGUCCACUCUUUUCCUGCACGAAUAACGGAAACCUUAUUGAUUUUGUACAUUUAUUUUGGUGUUGUGAAUACGCUUACAAGUACGCGUUGGAGUUUGUUGAAGUGUGAUAUUCCCGACCCGGUCCGUCCUUCAGACGUGGGCAGCCAUCUUCCACCACCACACCUGUAAUCAAAUCUGCUCCAAAUACGUUCCGUUUUUCUAUUUAUUUUAUAAUUAUAUAUUUAUUUCAUUGUUUGCUAAUUUAUUAUUCGUCACAGUAUAUAUAACGAUGUCGAUUUUAGUUUGUAUAGUUAAAUAGAACGGUUCUCUUUAGAUUUAGGAUAUGUAGAUGUAUUAAAAUCGGUUCAAAAGAUAGUGUAUAAUUAUCUACACGAGUUUUAACAAUGUAUACCUAUGCUUUGAAUCAGAGUAGAGCAUUGGAACUUACAUUUUACAUUGAUAGUUCUAUUUGAUGCCAAAAGACCGGGACAUUCGACUUCGUACGGACUGUUGAAAUAAACAAGAUGUUUAGAUCAUUACGUACA
Molecule: messenger RNA, 3172 nt
Organism: Pecten maximus
Lineage: Eukaryota; Metazoa; Mollusca; Bivalvia; Pectinida; Pectinidae
Product: filamin-A-like
Exons: 17
Coding region: 16-2610 (864 amino acids)
Biological process (GO): actin cytoskeleton organization
Molecular function (GO): actin filament binding
Source: RefSeq, a predicted model, not a curated record